Messenger RNA from Miscanthus lutarioriparius, 897 nucleotides. Lineage: Eukaryota; Viridiplantae; Streptophyta; Magnoliopsida; Poales; Poaceae. The record is from the annotation of a GenBank genome assembly.
AUGGCUAGAAGCAACCCCUCUCUGCCAAUGCUACUGGCCAUGGCGUUUGCAUUGGCCGGGGUAGCCGCGGGAGCGCGCGCCGGCGGCAUCGCCAUCUACUGGGGCCAGAACGGCAACGAGGGGACGCUGGCGCAGACCUGCGCCACGGGCAACUACAAGUUCGUCAACGUGGCGUUCCUCCCCACGUUCGGCAAGGACCAGACGCCGGUGCUGAACCUGGCGGGACACUGCGACCCCGCGAGCAACGGGUGCACGGGCGUGGGCGCCGACAUCAAGGCGUGCCAGCGCAUGGGCAUCAAGGUCCUGCUCUCCAUCGGCGGCGGCGGCGGCAGCUACGGGCUCUCGUCGCCGGACGAUGCGAGGAGCGUCGCGGCGUACCUCUGGAACAACUAUCUCGGCGGCAGGUCGUCCAAGGCCAGGCCUCUCGGCGACGCGGUCCUCGACGGCAUCGACUUCGACAUCGAGAGCGGCGGGAGCCUGUACUGGGACGACCUGGCGAAAGCCCUCAAGUCCUACUCCCGGCGGGUGUACCUGUCGGCGGCGCCGCAGUGCCCGUUCCCGGACGCGUCGCUGGGCACGGCGCUCGGCACGGGGCUGUUCGACUACGUGUGGGUGCAGUUCUACAACAACCCGCCGUGCCAGUACAGCGCGAGCGCCGGCGUGGGCAGCCUGGCGAGCGCGUGGGCGCAGUGGACGUCCAUCAGGGCCGGGCGGGUGUUCCUCGGCCUCCCGGCCGCGCCCCAGGCCGCGGGCAGCGGGUUCGUGCCGGCGAGUGACCUUGUGUCGCAGGUGCUGCCGGUGGUGAAGAACUCCACCAAGUACGGGGGCAUCAUGCUCUGGUCCAGGUACUACGACGGGCUCACGGGGUACAGCGACGCGGUCAAGUCCCAAGUGUGA